GCCACACAUAUAGCCUUGUGCCACACGACGACGGCGGGGCGGUUAUUCGUUAUUUGCUGAAACUGAAAAGUUCUUCUUAUAUCAAAAUAUAGAAAAUAAUCUUUUGUUAUAAAUAGGUUUUAUUUUCUUUGCUGAUCAUUUUGAACAUAAAAAAUCAUAAAUCCAUUGCAAAAAAAAAAUAAUUUCGUGAAAGUGAACUAUUUCCUUUAAAUGCUGAACUUUUGUUCUGAUCUAGCCUUACAAUGAAGAUGCUUUGGAACAUGCUCAGUCGCUCUGGCAUGAGCCAAUCCUCGAAGAGCGCCCCCGAGAUGGAAGACGACGAAAUGCUAUUCAGCAAAAACAAUGUGUGCAUGCACCCGAGUUCUCCCGUCUCUACUGCGCCGCGGCACUCUCUGGGGUACCUCACGGUGACCGCCGCACCUGACCCCGUGCUGGGUCACACCCUGCUGCUCAGCUGGCGGCCCAAUCAGCUGCUGAUCGGAGGUGGCCUCCGGCGCGGGCAGCGCAGCCUGUCAGAGACCCAGGCGGGCACCGCGGGUCUCCUUGCGGCCGGUGAUGCGGCCACACGGCUCAGUCGGCAUCCUGACGUCACUGGCGACACUAAUGACGUCAUACCAAACGUCGGUGACGUCACCAUCAAUGACGCUGAUGGCGCUGUGUGCAACGGCGUGGUAGAACACAGCGGCGCAGAUACUGCGGACUGUGCUGCGCCACCAAGCGGUGCUCGCCCGGAGCCUCUAGCGUCAGAGGGCGUCAGUACUCGCCUGGAGCUCCCCGCUGCAGAGAGUGGCGGCGCUGCUCGCCUGGAGCUCCCCGCUGCAGAGAGUGGCGGUGCUCGCCUGGAGCUCCCCGCUGCAGAGAGCGGUGCUGCUCGCCUGGAGCUUCCGAAGGCAGAGGGCGGACAGACGGGCCGGCGACUUUCCACCCAGUCUGCGCCACCGUCCCCCCAGGCGCGGCCGCCGCCCGGCUCCGAGGCACCGGAGAUGUUCACAGUGGAUCUGGGUCAGGCUCGCUCUGUGCGCGUGUUCCUGACGCCGGGAGACCCGGGAUGCGGGCAGCUGGUGUUGUGCUCCCGUCAAUCGCAGUACAGGAUCCUGCACUUCCACUGCGGCGGACUGGAGAAGCUGGUGUGCCUGCUGGACGGAUGGAAACACCUGCGGUCGGCCGGCCCGGCGGCGGACGACGGCGGCUGUCGGCUCUUCUCCGUCUGCGGUCCGUCUGAACAGGCCGACACCGACCACCCGGAGGAGGGCAGACACGAUCCGCUCUCCGAGGACCUGUGGCAGCGGAUGGUGGACCACGACGGACGGCUGACCGACCCCGACCACCUGAGGAGGGUGGUGUUUUUCGGCGGCCUGGCGCCGUCCCUACGCAGCACCGUGUGGCCGCUGCUGCUGGGUGUCCUCUCCUGCUCCGACUCGUACUCUGAGCGGCAAGAACACAGACACAGGCUGGCCGAGGAGUUCGAACGCAUCUGCGCGCUGCCGGACGCGAUGUCGCUGUCAGAGCGCGCAGAGUUCCAGCGUCUGGUGGUCUCCACUGUAGAUAAGGACGUGGUACGCACCGAGCCCGGCAACCCCUUCUUCUGUGGCCGCGCCAACCCCAACGUACAGACGCUGCGGCGAAUUCUGCUGGGUUUCGCAGCGGCCAACCCGUUCCUGGGCUAUACCCAGGGUAUGUCGGACCUGCUGGCGCCCCUGCUGGUGAUCCUGGGGGAGCCGGCGGACGCCUUCUGGGCUCUGGACGCGCUCAUCAAACGCUCGGCGGCGGUCAUCUGUCCCCGAGAUGACGUCAUGGAUGUUCAGCUGGGCUACCUGCGUGAGCUGCUGCGGCUGCUCACCCCCGAGUUUUACCGACAUCUGAGUACCGUGGAGGACGGACUAGAGCUGCUCUUCACACACCGAUGGCUGCUGCUCUGCUUCAAGCGGGAGUUUGCCGAGCCGGCCGCGCUGCGUAUCUGGGAGGCGUGCUGGAGCUGCCAGCAGACGCGCCACUUUAGCCUGUUUGUGUGCGCCGCCAUCUGCGCCGCAUACGCCGCCGAUGUGACCGACAGCGCCAUGAACGCCGACGCCAUCCUGUUGCACUUUACCAGUCUCAGUCAGCAUAUGGACGGAGACGUGGUGCUGAGAAAGGCCCGCGGUCUACUCUACCAGUUCCUCAGUCUGGACGAGGUGCCGUGCUCACUGGCCUCUCUGUGUACUACCGAGGACGGUGCCGGGCCGUGGGCCGGCCGCCGGCUGGCGCCAGUCGUCUGUAAGGGGCACGGCGGGGGAGGGCGCUGCCCGGCGACCAGGUGACGGUCCGCGGGUCUCCGCUCCACCGCCGGCCUAGGGCUGACGCGGGAUGUGAUACGGACUCCGGCAGGGGAGUCACCUCAGUCGGCAGUGACAGAGACGCCGGAUGUGUCUCCAGUGGCCAAGACUACGUUGCCUUUUUAUCCGGUAGUCAAGACGUCACCUCUGUCGCCAUUGAUUGAAACGCCGUUACUAGCUUCAGUGAAAGCCACGCCGUCUGUAGCUCCCGUACCGGAGCUGGAAGAAGUUUCGACCCCUCACCGAGUCCCGACUGACGCCACGCCAACCGCCGCCGGGCCAUCCUAUGUUCCUGCUCUGGUCGGGACGGUGCCCCGCCUGAGCCGCCUGUGCUGCGGCCUGGGCCGAUCUCCUGCUCCCCAGCUGGCCAGACCAAUUGCCAGAAGGGCAUGUCGUGGGAAGAGCACCUGGGUGUAACGGCGCUAAUGCAACAUUCUAGUCACAAACAGUAUUUACUCAUGGGGCUGCUUAUGUGCAUGCAAGACAGUGCUUAAACAUGUGGCCGCUUGUCGAAGCUGCGAACGCUACCGACACUGAAGGUUUUGUACGACGUGAUGCUACCGAUUUCCACCUGAAUGUGUAGAAAACCUAGAUAUGGGGUUGUGAUUUUACAGUGAUAUUAUUUAUUUAUUUACAUGUAGCGGGCUGCUUUACACAAGCUAAAGGGAGUGUUGGAUGUGACUCCUAGGGGAAUGCUAGUCCAAACUUGGGACAGCGGAUAGGUGUAAUGUGUAGUGUGCUUGAUUAGGCACAGAUGGAAAGAACAGUGUGUAAAUUACAGACGACAAUCAUAUGUAAAUGCGUCAAGAUCCAAAGGCUGUGUUCCCGCCACGUAAGAUAGUGCGUGCCCGCAUCCAUUUUCUCGACGUACUUACGCUAUUGAUGCCAAACCCAACGUCAAGAAUCUCAGUAGCAACAAUGACAACUACUGCUUAUAAUGUACGAGACUCGUGGUCUGUCUCGAUUCAGUCAAUGCCGAACCGAAAAUAUAUGAUCAAGCAUA
Messenger RNA from Amphibalanus amphitrite, 3315 nucleotides. Its product is annotated as TBC1 domain family member 16-like. Gene Ontology annotation, molecular function: GTPase activator activity. The transcript has 13 exons. Gene Ontology annotation, cellular component: early endosome. NCBI's taxonomy places the organism in Eukaryota, Metazoa, Arthropoda, Thecostraca, Balanomorpha, Balanidae. Gene Ontology annotation, biological process: activation of GTPase activity. The record is from RefSeq and is a predicted model, not a curated record. The coding region runs from base 243 to 2297 and encodes 684 amino acids.